Messenger RNA from Malania oleifera, 1115 nucleotides. RefSeq lists its product as uncharacterized. The coding region runs from base 399 to 842 and encodes 147 amino acids. The record is from RefSeq and is a predicted model, not a curated record. Lineage: Eukaryota; Viridiplantae; Streptophyta; Magnoliopsida; Santalales; Ximeniaceae. The transcript is spliced from 3 exons.
CCCACAAUUUUCUGCUAAAGAAAAAGCAAAAGGAAACGAAGCAAAAGGGUCGAGGCCCACAGGAUCGACGGUGUUCUUGCUUCGUGCAUCUGUGCAGUGACUCAUUGCGUUUAUCUGUGGCCCUUUUCUCAUUCUCUCUCUCUUGCUGGAAUAUAUUUGCAGCCAGUCGAAUGGUGACACAGGGAGAGAAACAGACAGAUUUAGCAGUGAGUCAUUACUCGCUUAGUUCUAAAAAUUUAUCAACUGGAGAAAAUUUUCUCUUUAUGCAGCUCGAUUUCUCAACAGCCCAUUUGUUUUCAUGCUUAUUUGAAUUUGAAUUUGAAUUUUCCUGUGUAUAAACCAUCGGCGAUGAUUUUGAGUUGAGGGGAUUAACCAAAAAAAAAAAAAAAAAAAGAGAAAUGGCACCGAAGAGGAAGGUAGAGCUCACUGCCAUUGAUGAGAGUGACGCUGCAUUGUACCCCGUGUUCCGCAAUGCAGCCAAUGACCUCUCUCAGCUCUACAAUCAAGCGCUCAGUCUGCAGAAGACGGUGUUUGAGGCUGGCCAAAGACAUGCUCUUGAGACUCUGAAUGAAUGGAUGGCACGAAAACUGCAAGAAGGAAUUAUGAUCACUGUAGGUGAUAUAUAUGCAUACCUGCAGAAUGAGCUGAACGAGACCCCGCCUGUUUCUCAGCCUCAACAGCCAUGUAGUGGCAGAUCUCACCAGAGUGGUGCAUCCCAAAGUGGGCAGGUUGAGGUGAAUUUAUCUUCCUCUUCUUCUAUGCAGACUCGAAAUGCAGAUGGAAAGGCAUUUGAUUCUCAUGAUAUGGAAAUGGUGAUGAACAUGGACGAUCCUAUUCAUUAAUGCCCUGAAGUUCAUUGCUCACCAUGCUGUAGUGUUGUGUGCAUCUUAAUAACAAUAUCACAAGUUUGGAUAAUUCUGUCGUCUGUCAUCUUGUUUGGUAUUAGCAAUCUCUAUGAUCUGGGUCUUGUUCUUAAACGGUUCGUCGCUCGAGAAAUACCUAUGUAUGGUUUAUGACUUUGAUACUAUACAUGAACCAUGGUUAAUGGAAUGUGAGUCAACUCAUCCAAGAGUUUUAGUAAUAUUUGAGGCUUUUGAGCCGUAGCUUUUGCUCUA